Messenger RNA from Meira miltonrushii, 913 nucleotides. RefSeq lists its product as uncharacterized. The record is from RefSeq and is a predicted model, not a curated record. NCBI's taxonomy places the organism in Eukaryota, Fungi, Basidiomycota, Exobasidiomycetes, Exobasidiales, Brachybasidiaceae. Bases 47 to 913 code for a protein of 288 amino acids. The transcript has a single exon.
CCUAGAUAUUUUUUAAUCAUACCAAAACAAAUAAAAAGACUUGAAAAUGAUGCUUUUCAAUAUGAGAGCGAUCAUGAUUCUCCUCUUAGCAAGUAUGCAAAAUUGGGAAAUAUGCGGGCUUCCGACCACGUCUACAAGCUGGAAUCAAGGAGAUCCUAUGAAAGGUAUUCAAAAUAAGGAAGGAUUUUUGGGUAUUGAGGAAGACAAGAUAAUCAAAAGGGCUUCUUUGUGGGAUCGUGUAAGAGGCAAGAAGAUUAUAGAAGAUGCUCCCAAACAGACAUACCAAUAUAAAAAACUAGAGAAGGAAGGUGAUCACAGUCAACACGCUGAACAUAGUGGCGAGACAAGCUCACAUCACAGUGAAGGACAAAUCAGUGAAAGCAGUUUACAUGGUUCUACGCGCAAACCUACUCCUUCUUGGUUACAACGUGGCAAUUUCCCUGAACAUGGUUCGCUUCCCUUGAAUACUUCAUCGCAACCUCCAUCUGGACAAUUAACGGUUCAAUCGUUGAGUACAGGCGGACGAAAGAUCGAGGAUAAAGUUAAUCAACUUCAAGGAGGCGUUCAACACCGUGAAAGAUUUAGGGAUGGAUUCACAUUAAUCAGAGGAGCAAAAGCAGCAAAAAAAGUGCUACGACAAGGUGCAAAAUUGGACAAGAUGGAUUCCAAGCCACCUUCUACAUUACGUACCGUCAUCAAUGCCAUCCCAAGAAAAGUAACACAAGUGCAAUACAACAAAAAUCUUAAAACUUUAGGUCGCGUCGAAAAGGAUGUCAAUAUAAACAUGAGAUCAGGAAGGAUGAACAAGAACGUUCUCAGAGAUAUUGCUGAGACUGCUCAUCGAAUUAAUGAUAUCAAAAUUGAAUUGAAAAAUGAAAAGAAGGCUAAGAAGGCUUCUAAAGGUUCUUUGUAA